Messenger RNA from Elgaria multicarinata webbii, 2021 nucleotides. RefSeq names its product DnaJ heat shock protein family (Hsp40) member A2 (gene DNAJA2). Gene Ontology annotation, cellular component: cytoplasm; cytosol. Gene Ontology annotation, biological process: response to heat; protein refolding. Bases 135 to 1370 code for a protein of 411 amino acids. The transcript has 9 exons. Gene Ontology annotation, molecular function: ATP binding; Hsp70 protein binding. The record is from RefSeq and is a predicted model, not a curated record. NCBI's taxonomy places the organism in Eukaryota, Metazoa, Chordata, Lepidosauria, Squamata, Anguidae.
CUCUCUCUCUCCCCCCUCCUCUUUCCUCUUUCCUCCCUCACGCACCGCCGUCCUGAUCCCGGUGUUUUGCGGCCUUCCCCUCCCCACCCAGCCGGCGCGGCGGCCUUCCCUAUCCCGGACCCCUCCAGCCCGCCAUGGCGAAUGUGGCCGACACCAAACUCUACGACAUCCUCGGGGUGCCGCCGGGGGCCUCCGACAACGAGCUGAAGAAGGCAUACCGGAAACUUGCCAAGGAGUACCAUCCUGAUAAAAAUCCAAAUGCUGGUGACAAGUUCAAAGAAAUAAGCUUUGCCUACGAAGUUCUCUCAAAUCCAGAGAAACGUGAAUUAUAUGACCGAUAUGGAGAACAAGGCCUCCGAGAAGGUAGUGGUGGAAGUGGAGGAAUGGACGAUAUUUUCUCCCACAUAUUUGGUGGGGGGCUGUUCAGUUUCAUGGGUAAUCAGAGCAGAAGUCGCAAUGGAAGAAGAAGAGGCGAAGAUAUGAUGCAUCCACUUAAAGUUUCUUUAGAAGAUCUAUAUAAUGGAAAGACUACCAAACUACAGCUUAGCAAGAAUGUCCUUUGUAGUUCAUGUAAUGGUCAAGGGGGUAAAUCUGGAGCAGUUCAGAAGUGCGCGGCUUGCCGAGGCCGAGGUGUGCGUAUCAUGAUCAGGCAGCUGGCUCCUGGUAUGGUUCAGCAGAUGCAGUCUGUCUGCUCCGACUGCAAUGGAGAAGGGGAAGUCAUUAAUGAAAAAGAUCGUUGUAAAAAAUGUGAAGGGAAGAAGGUGAUAAAAGAAGUGAAGAUCCUCGAAGUUCAUGUAGAUAAAGGCAUGAAGCAUGGACAGAGAAUCACCUUUACUGGAGAAGCCGAUCAAGCCCCGGGCGUGGAGCCAGGUGACAUCGUUCUCCUGCUCCAAGAAAAGGAGAACGAGGUGUUCCAGAGAGAUGGAAAUGACUUGCACAUGACGCACAAGAUAGGACUCGUUGAAGCACUGUGUGGCUUUCAGUUCACUUUCAAGCACCUUGACGGACGUCAGAUUGUGGUGAAAUAUCCUCCAGGAAAAGUAAUUGAACCAGGCUGUGUCCGUGUCGUUCGAGGGGAAGGAAUGCCACAGUAUCGCAAUCCUUUUGAAAAGGGCGAUCUUUAUAUAAAGUUCGAUGUGCAGUUUCCAGAAAAUAACUGGAUUAGCCCAGAAAAGCUUACAGAACUUGAAGAUCUUCUGCCCGCCAGACCAGAAGUCCCCAACAUAAUCAGCGAAGCAGAGGAGGUAGAUCUUCAAGAAUUCGACACCACUCGUGGCUCAGGCGGUGGCCAGAGGCGUGAAGCGUACAAUGAUAGUUCUGAUGACGAAAGUGGCCACCAUGGACCUGGGGUACAGUGCGCUCAUCAGUAAAAGUUUUGUCUGGGGUGGGGGAGGGGUGGGUGGGGGAAGUUACACAUGGAUUUUUCUCUUCAAAUUUUGCCUGACUUGUUUUCAGCAAUCCAGUUGGAUUGUGUAAGCAAUCCACACGAGCCCAAUGAACAUCUGUUGCUGUAUGUGUAACUUUUAAAUUGGUCCAUAGUAUCUACAGAGUGUAUAAUUUAAACUAACCACACACAAAAAAAGCUUUCAUUUUUAUUUUUAUUUUGACUUGACUGUUCUGUAGCAGAAUAAACGCACUUGAAAGGAAGGCGAGACUCUCUCCUUUUCACCUGGGUUAAGUUUCAGUCCUUGUACUCGUGCUUGAUUUUUACCAGUUUUUGUGUAGAUUUUAAGUUCUAUAUUUUAAAUUCAAAUUCUACAUUGUAAAGAUUUGUGUAAAACUUCGUCCCGAGGCUUGGUAUUUGGCUGCACCUACAUAAGCUGCUACAAAUAGAAUAAAGAAUUUCAUAGCCUGUAUCUAUCAUUUUAGAUGCAUGGUAAGUCAAUGGGCUUGGCACACACUGGGUUAGAACUGAGGGGGGAACCAUGGAAGAUAAAAAUUAGAAGUGGUUGUAAAAGUUUUUUUUACCAUCUUGUGAAAGGUUUUGGAAACUAAAUAAAAGCCGUUGGUGUAUAACGAUA